AAGACACAAGUGAAGUAUGUGUUGAAAGCCUCUGUGUUUUCUUGGUCUGAUUGAAUGGGACUCCCAUCAUUCAUGUUACUGAUGAGAUCAUUCUCAUGAUCAUUGUUGAGCUGUCGUGUAAGACUCUGAAGUUCAUUAUUAGCUUCUCUAUACCUGUCAUAAUAAUAUCUUGAUCUUGACUUCUGAUACUUAUCUCAGAAAUGACUUUUCCUCUUUUGGAGGAUCAAUCCAUGUUUGGUCAUGUAAAUAUUCUUUUUUUCCUUUUACUUUAAUGGGUUUAGGGAUAUACUGUUUUAUGAAAGAAUGUACAUGUAGUUUGUCUAAAAUCACUGUUCAUGUCUCGGUGCAGCAUUUGAGAAGUCAUUUAUUGUAAUAUUCUGUCAUAACAGUGCAAAUUUUGGUUUAAUGAAUGAAAUUUGGUGAUGUGUUAGACAAAAAUUCAUGGCAUUGAUGCAGUUUCAUCUAAGUGGAAACUUAUUUGAAGUCACUAUAGAUUGUUUAUUGUAGACUCUAUGUGUUGGUUUCUUGUUAUUAGGUUUAUGCUGUAGGGAAGAAAUUUCCAUUGCCCAGUGAAGUCCUACACGAAUACAAUCAUCCAUCUUUGGUUCCUGUGGAGGUGGUAAAGACAUCACCACUUAAGCGAAGACUAAGUGUCAAGGGGACAGUUGAAAGUGUCAGUGAAAUCAGAGGAAAUGACGAUAAACGGAUGCGGGAGAUUGAGAUCUCCGACACGAGUGGCCAUGUGAGUGUCUGUUUGUGGGGAGAGAAGUCAGGAUUGAAAAUACUCAGCGGUGAGGAGGUGACAAUCGGUCCUGUUACUGUAGGCUUAGAGAGGUCCUCGAAAAAGAAGAGAUUAAAUUCUGUAAAGUCAACAUGUAUUGAGCGGAACAGGUAUUGGACUUGUGUGGUGGAAGCAGCAUCCGAGUUAAAUGUAUAUCCCAUGGAGCUGUUAAUUGAAGGUGGGGAAUGUCUUGUGCUGGAGAAAGACUAUGGUGUUCGGUUCAGUGAUUUUCCAGUGGCUAUAGUGAUUGAACGAGAUGGGGACAAGAUCGUGUCAGUGGAACUUGUGAAUGAGGUUGAAAUGGCUGGUCAAGAGGCUGAUGUGGCUGCAGGGACUGCUGGAGUUGCUAAUGCAGAGGCUCAUGGAGAGACUGCUGGGGUGGCUGCUCCUGCUGAUGGAGAGGUUGAUGCAGUUGAUGAAUAG
Molecule: messenger RNA, 1204 nt
Organism: Lytechinus variegatus (green sea urchin)
Lineage: Eukaryota; Metazoa; Echinodermata; Echinoidea; Temnopleuroida; Toxopneustidae
Exons: 5
Coding region: 707-1204 (165 amino acids)
Source: RefSeq, a predicted model, not a curated record